Nipponia nippon (crested ibis) is the source of this 1206-nucleotide messenger RNA. The record is from RefSeq and is a predicted model, not a curated record. Lineage: Eukaryota; Metazoa; Chordata; Aves; Pelecaniformes; Threskiornithidae.
AUGGAAAGACUGCAGAAGCAACCACUGACCUCCCCUGGGAGCGUCUGUUCCUCCCGCGGGUCCAGCGUCCCCGGAUCGCCCUCCAGCAUCGUGGCCAAAAUGGACAACGAGGUUCUGGGCUACAAGGAUCUGGCUGCCAUCCCCAAGGACAAAGCGAUCCUGGACAUCGAGCGCCCUGACUUGAUGAUCUACGAGCCCCAUUUCACCUACUCGCUCAUGGAGCACGUGGAACUGCCCCGGAGCCGAGAGCGCUCCCUGUCUCCCAAAUCCAUCUCUCCUCCUCCAUCUCCGGAGGUCAUCCGGGAGUGGCUGGAGAGCCGGACCCCCGGCAGCACUCCGCAGCCCACCUCUCGCCAGGGCGGCAGCUCGUCCCGCAGCAGCGUGCAGCACUUCCACCGACCCGAGACUGACACAACAGAGCUCAACAUAUACAAGAAGCCUCCGAUCUACAGGCAGAAAGAGCACCAUCCCGGCGCCCACCAUGGGAAGCAUCUCAUAGAAGACUUGAUCAUCGAAUCCUCCAAGUUCCCAGCGGCACAGCCCCCAGACCCCAACCAGCCUGCCAAGAUCGAGACCGACUACUGGCCGUGCCCCCCGUCCCUGGCCGUCGUGGAGACGGAGUGGAGGAGGCGGAUGGCCUCCAAGAGAGGGGAGGAGGAGGAGGAGGACCUGACGGAGGAGAUGAAGAACCUGCGGGAGCUCCAGAGGCAGGAGCUGAGCAAGGUCACCUCCAACCUUGGGAAGCUGAUCCUGAAGGAGGAGAUGGAGAAAUCUCUCCCCAUCCGGAGAAAAACCCGCUCGCUGCCAGACCGGACACCAUUUCACACAUCUCUGCACAUGGGGAGCUACAAGAGCUCCUCGCUGCCCGCCUCCGGCAGGAGCACCCUCACGCGGCUGCAGUCGGCAGAGUUCAGCUCGGCAGGCAACGAUAAGGGCAGUCCGGGCCUGCAGAACGGCCAGCGUGGGCGCAUGGACAGAGGCAAUUCCCUGCCCAGCAUGCUGGAGCAAAAGAUCUACCCCUACGAAAUGCUGAUGGUGACAAACCGAGGCCGUGUGAAGCUGCCGCCCGGCGUGGACAGGACCAGGCUGGAGCGGCACCUCUCCCCCGAGGAUUUCCUUCGGGUCUUCGAGAUGCCCCCCGAGGAGUUCAGCAAGCUGGCCCUCUGGAAGCGCAACGAGCUGAAGAAGAAAGCCUUCCUCUUCUGA